Molecule: messenger RNA, 558 nt
Organism: Phalacrocorax carbo (great cormorant)
Lineage: Eukaryota; Metazoa; Chordata; Aves; Suliformes; Phalacrocoracidae
Source: RefSeq, a predicted model, not a curated record
UUGUGUCAAGAACAAACAAAAUCCAGAGGAAACUCUCAUCUCACAAACACUACAUCAGGAGAAAGACACAUUGAUCAGAAAGAAAUUGAUGAAGAGGAUGUUUGUCCAAUUUAUCGGGAGGAGUUAUUAAAGAAAAUGCUUCCCAUCACUUACUGGAGAUACAGCUGUGCAAACAACGUUCACAUAAAAUGUCUGAAAAUUUGGGCUGACCACCAAGAUGAACUGGAGAACGACUCUGUAGUGAAAUGUCCACUUUGCAGAGUAAAAUUUGCACCUCAGAGGCUCAUUCUAGAAGAAUUUAGAAACUCUGAACAACUUGUGACUGCAACAGAGAAAACAAGACUGGAUAGGCACCUUGGAAUCCAUUGUAACUGCAGAGUAUUUCCACCAGUAGGAAAUUGCUACAAAACACUAAAAUCUUUACCCAUCGUUUUAUUUAGUAAACAUAGUAGUUUACUCACCCCGGGUAGUCAGUAUAGACUUUGUGUGAAGAGUUAACUUGGUCAGCAUGAAAGACUCCUAUCAUGUAAUUACAAGAGGGGAAAAAAAGUGUUCUAA